CCUUUUCUGCAUUAUUCCCUGUUUCCUUUUCAUUUUAUUCUUCUGAUCGCUCUAUUUAUUUUAUCAUUGCUUACUGGGUUUGUUUCAUUCAUUCCGCGUUUUACGUACGCAACGGAAGUUCGUAAUUAACCCCUCGUUUUUUUCGAAAAAGUUUCUUUAAUGCCCAGAUAUUAAUUUUUCAUUCGGAUUGUGAUGUUAGUUCUUUCUUAACGUGACCCUGUUUUAACAGGAUUUGAAGAUGGUUUCUUUUGUAUUUGUGAUUUGCAUGAUCAUGAUAACAGUAUCAUUCUUUUGUUGAGUUAGUCAAUCUUACACCUGUUUUCAGUUGGGGUUCAAUUUAUUUGGCAUUAUUGUCAUGGUUUUGUUUUUCUGUGUUUCUUUAGACUUUUGGUGAAAGAAAUGGCUUGUGAAUGAUGCUUUAAACUUUUGAUACAUUCUAGUUAUUACAAAGCUAAAUGGUUCUUCUCUUUAUAUGCACGGUAUUUACGUGUGUAAUGUGUCUUUUCUUUGUAUGUAUGCAUGUAUCUAUACGUGUAUACAUUCCAAGGACAUCUUUCAUCAGACUAAUCUUAAUUUGGUAGUUGAUACAUUGUCAUAGUUGUGUUUUUAUUGAUGAUUAUGUGCACAGAAUUAUGCAGAUCUCAUAACUUCCCUCCCUUUCUGGCCUAUUUUAUAUUGGCCUUUUUACUAUUGAUGAUGGUGAAAUAAACAAAUUUGUGUUUUCGGAUGCAAAUGUCGUACUCAUGAGACCAUAAUUUGAGAAUUCUAAGGUGCGGUGGUAAGGUGAUAAAAGUUGCUGUCUUUCUUGUUCAUAUUUUGUCGGAUGAGAAUUAGCAGUGAGCAUAAACACAAGAGUAGCAUCAUCGAAAAUGUCAAACAUCAAAUCUCAUAUCUGACUUGUAGUAUAUCUAAUUUCUGUUUCCAGUGCUUGUUGAUUAAUUACAUCAGAAGGACUUUGCUUGUUACAAGUAACCAAGGGCAACUUUCAUGUCUGAAUUCGAAACAAACAUCCCAAGUGCUUUUGAUCCCUUUGCUGAGGCAAAUGCUGAGGACUCAGGUGCUGGGACGAAAGAGUAUGUUCAUGUUCGUGUACAACAACGUAACGGAAGGAAAAGCCUAACAACUGUUCAAGGAUUAAAGAAAGAGUAUAGCUACAGCAAAAUACUCAAAGACCUGAAGAAAGAAUUCUGCUGCAAUGGUACUGUUGUUCAAGACCCUGAGUUGGGCCAGGUUAUACAACUUCAGGGAGAUCAAAGAAAGAAUGUUUCUACUUUCCUUGUGCAGGCUGGCAUAGUGAAGAAAGAACAUAUCAAGCUUCAUGGUUUCUAAGAUCCAAGAACAGUGGCAUCAAGAUUGAAUAUGAGCAUCAGCUUCUUAUAAAUCUGAAUUCAAGCAAUUUUUAGUGACAUCAAGAUUCUGUUAUAUCGUAGCUAGAGUCAUAUGUAAUCUUCUGUGGUAUUGUUUACCUGUGUUCUGGAAAGUUACUGCUGAGGGAUAAAUGGUAAGGAUAAUGUCUAUAUCUAAGACAAUUGUCCUGAAUAAAUUUGUGAUUAUUCUUCCCUCUGCAAGUGACUCGGCCUUUUUGGUUGCAUUUUGUUUUUGGUCAUUGACCUGCCAAAUUUUGUUAACUGAUUGGGUUAACUUGAUAGAAACUGAGAUACACACCAACCUUAACCCUGCCUGCUACUGUAAGAAACUGAGGGCAGAGUGAAAAGU
This is a messenger RNA of Vigna angularis (adzuki bean), 1716 nucleotides long. RefSeq names its product protein translation factor SUI1 homolog. Lineage: Eukaryota; Viridiplantae; Streptophyta; Magnoliopsida; Fabales; Fabaceae. The record is from RefSeq and is a predicted model, not a curated record. Gene Ontology annotation, molecular function: translation initiation factor activity; RNA binding. Gene Ontology annotation, biological process: translational initiation. The transcript has 4 exons. Bases 988 to 1329 code for a protein of 113 amino acids.